Molecule: messenger RNA, 1409 nt
Organism: Bufo bufo (common toad)
Lineage: Eukaryota; Metazoa; Chordata; Amphibia; Anura; Bufonidae
Gene: LYAR
Product: Ly1 antibody reactive
Exons: 9
Coding region: 117-1199 (360 amino acids)
Biological process (GO): negative regulation of transcription by RNA polymerase II; rRNA processing
Cellular component (GO): nucleolus
Molecular function (GO): DNA binding
Source: RefSeq, a predicted model, not a curated record
UCCCUGCGUGUGGAAGGUUUACAGGAAGUGACGUCAUUCAGUAAACAGCGGCCGUUGCAGAGGAGGCGCACGUGGUUUACUGGAGGUGAGAGGCUCUCCUGCGUGUAAGGCUCACCAUGGUGUUCUUCACCUGCAAUGGCUGUGGUGAAUCCCUGAAGAAAGCUCAAGUGGAGAAACAUCUCGUCAGCUGCCGGAGCUGUCAGUGUCUUUCUUGUAUUGACUGUGGUAAAGAUUUCUGGGGAGACGAGUAUAAAACCCACCUGAAGUGUCUAACCGAGGAUGAGAAAUAUGGCGGCAAAGCCUUUGAGGCCAAGGCCAACAAAGGAGAUGUGAAGCAGCAGCAGUGGAUUCAGAGAAUCCAUGAAGCGAUGAAGAAGCCGAACAUUAGUGACAAUAUAAGGAACAUUUUAAGUAAGAUUAGUACAUAUGAGAAUGUUCCCAGAAAGAAGGCGAAAUUCCAGAAUUGGAUGAUAAACUGUUUAAAAGUCAAUAAUCAAGCCGUGCAGGAUGCAGUGUGGGAGUGUUUCUCAGAGGCCACAAGUAAUCAAAAAGAUAACGCUAAUAACAAUGCGCCAAAGCCAUCUAACACUUCAGAGGCUCAGAGUAAAUCUGAGUCGUCUGCAGCCACUGAGGAAACCGAGAAGAAGAGCAAGCGGGAACGGAAAGAGGAAAGGCAGAAAAAGAAUAGAAGAGAGAAAAAAGAUCUAAACUCAGAGGAGCCACUGCAGAAUGGCGCAAAAAAGAAAGGGAAGAAGCGGAAGAUGGAAGAUGAAGCGAAUGGUCAUGAUGAAGCCAAUGAUGAGGAGACUAGAGGAAAAAAGAAGAAGAAGAAGCAGCAGCAGCGAGAAUGUGAGGGUGGAGAGAAGGAAGCACCUCGGCAAAAGAAGAAACGUAAUGAUUCAGAAGGAGAAGUACAGGAAGCGGAGGCAGACGAGAACGGGGCUGAUGACGAUGGUGAAGAGGACAGCGGGAAAAAGGGUAAAUUCAACUGGAAGGGAACAAUCAAGGCACUGCUGAAGCAGGCUCCUGACAACGAACUGCCUAUCAAGAAACUCCGGAAAAAGGUCAUUGCACAGUAUCACGCGGUAUCUUCUGAGCAUCACAGAUCUGAAGAGGUGCUUCUCGCCACCUUCAACAAGAAAGUUCAGAACAAUCCAAAAUUUAGAGUAUUAAAAGAAAGAGUAAAGCUAGUGAAAUAAGUCCAAAUGUAGUUCACCAGAGUUCUAGUAUACUGUUCUCAGCAUUGUUCAUUGUUGUAUACUGUUUUAUGAGCCCAGGCUAAAACAAAAUGUUGAUAAUCAUCCCACCCCUUUUAAGUUAGGAAUUUCAAGGUGGGUCUCCAUCUAAAUUUAUGACACAGUUGAUGCAUCAAUAAGACAAAAAAAAAAUAUUAAAAACCAACUAGUUUC